Molecule: messenger RNA, 3126 nt
Organism: Homo sapiens (human)
Lineage: Eukaryota; Metazoa; Chordata; Mammalia; Primates; Hominidae
Gene: PARP12
Product: poly(ADP-ribose) polymerase family member 12
Exons: 12
Coding region: 105-2315 (736 amino acids)
Cellular component (GO): cytoplasm; nucleus; Golgi apparatus
Molecular function (GO): NAD+-protein-cysteine ADP-ribosyltransferase activity; NAD+-protein-aspartate ADP-ribosyltransferase activity; metal ion binding
Source: RefSeq, a predicted model, not a curated record
GUUUCCCGCCGGCGUCUCCACCCUGCGAGAGCCGCCCGCCAGCCAGCGUCCGCCGCCGUCCGCGUCGCGCCACCCGCGGUCCGACGGGAGCAGGCCCAGCGGCCAUGGCCCAGGCCGGCGUCGUCGGUGAGGUCACCCAGGUGCUGUGCGCGGCCGGGGGCGCCCUGGAGUUGCCCGAGCUGCGGCGCCGCUUGCGGAUGGGCUUGAGCGCCGACGCGCUGGAGCGGCUGCUGCGGCAGCGUGGGCGCUUCGUGGUGGCGGUGCGGGCGGGCGGCGCAGCCGCGGCCCCGGAGCGCGUGGUGCUGGCCGCCUCGCCGCUGCGCCUGUGUCGCGCGCACCAGGGCUCCAAGCCGGGCUGCGUGGGGCUCUGCGCGCAGCUCCACCUCUGCAGGUUCAUGGUCUACGGCGCCUGCAAGUUCCUGAGAGCCGGGAAGAACUGUAGGAAUAGUCACAGCUUGACAACCGAACACAACCUGAGUGUGCUGAGAACUCAUGGCGUUGACCACCUGAGCUAUAAUGAGCUAUGCCAACUCUUGUUUCAGAACGACCCCUGGCUUUUGCCAGAAAUUUGCCAACAUUACAACAAAGGAGAUGGACCCCACGGCUCUUGUGCCUUUCAAAAGCAGUGCAUCAAGCUCCAUAUCUGCCAGUAUUUUUUACAGGGGGAAUGCAAGUUUGGCACUAGCUGUAAGAGAUCCCAUGAUUUCUCUAAUUCUGAGAAUCUGGAAAAAUUGGAGAAGUUGGGUAUGAGCUCAGACCUGGUGAGCAGGCUGCCUACCAUUUAUAGAAAUGCACAUGACAUCAAGAAUAAGAGCUCUGCCCCCAGCAGAGUGCCUCCUCUUUUUGUCCCACAGGGGACUUCUGAAAGAAAAGACAGUUCAGGUUCUGUGUCCCCAAACACUCUUAGCCAGGAGGAGGGUGAUCAGAUCUGUUUGUACCAUAUCCGGAAAAGUUGUAGCUUUCAAGAUAAGUGCCAUAGAGUUCAUUUCCAUUUGCCGUAUCGAUGGCAAUUCUUGGAUAGAGGCAAAUGGGAGGAUUUGGACAACAUGGAACUUAUUGAAGAGGCAUAUUGCAAUCCCAAAAUAGAAAGGAUCCUGUGCUCUGAGUCAGCCAGUACCUUUCACUCUCAUUGUCUGAACUUUAACGCCAUGACUUACGGUGCUACCCAGGCUCGCCGCCUCUCCACGGCCUCCUCUGUCACCAAACCUCCACACUUCAUCCUCACCACUGACUGGAUUUGGUACUGGAGUGAUGAGUUUGGUUCUUGGCAGGAAUAUGGAAGACAGGACUGUCCACCAGGAGCACCUCUGAAAUGUGGCGUGGGUGCCACCAGCGUUUUUCCUCAUCACGCAGUUUCUUGCCUUCAUAAAGUGUCUGGCUUUCCAUCGCAGGGCACGGUGCACCCUGUGACCACUGUCAGCAGUAGCGACGUGGAGAAGGCCUACCUGGCCUACUGUACACCGGGGUCUGACGGCCAGGCAGCCACCUUGAAGUUCCAGGCCGGAAAGCACAACUACGAGUUAGAUUUCAAAGCCUUCGUUCAGAAAAACCUGGUCUAUGGCACAACUAAAAAGGUUUGCCGCAGACCCAAAUACGUGUCUCCCCAGGAUGUGACGACCAUGCAAACCUGCAAUACCAAGUUUCCAGGCCCGAAGAGCAUCCCAGACUAUUGGGACUCCUCUGCCCUGCCAGACCCAGGCUUUCAGAAGAUCACCCUUAGUUCUUCCUCGGAAGAGUAUCAGAAGGUCUGGAACCUCUUUAACCGCACGCUGCCUUUCUACUUUGUUCAGAAGAUUGAGCGAGUACAGAACCUGGCCCUCUGGGAAGUCUACCAGUGGCAAAAAGGACAGAUGCAGAAGCAGAACGGAGGGAAGGCCGUGGACGAGCGGCAGCUGUUCCACGGCACCAGCGCCAUUUUUGUGGACGCCAUCUGCCAGCAGAACUUUGACUGGCGGGUCUGUGGUGUUCAUGGCACUUCCUACGGCAAGGGGAGCUACUUUGCCCGAGAUGCUGCAUAUUCCCACCACUACAGCAAAUCCGACACGCAGACCCACACGAUGUUCCUGGCCCGGGUGCUGGUGGGCGAGUUCGUCAGGGGCAAUGCCUCCUUUGUCCGUCCGCCGGCCAAGGAGGGCUGGAGCAACGCCUUCUAUGAUAGCUGCGUGAACAGUGUGUCCGACCCCUCCAUCUUUGUGAUCUUUGAGAAACACCAGGUCUACCCAGAGUAUGUCAUCCAGUACACCACCUCCUCCAAGCCCUCGGUCACACCCUCCAUCCUGCUGGCCUUGGGCUCCCUGUUCAGCAGCCGACAGUGAGCGCACAGGAGUGUUCCAGGCCUUUCACCUGCUCUGCCUUGAAAUGGCUAUUUGGGCCUUUCCUUUUCUUUUUAAACAGAAACUUUUAAUGAACUGUUCUCUUAACAUUGACCUCUCAAUGAAGUUAUGUUCUUAAUCUCUUGCUAAUAAUGAUUUUUACUUUUAAGUCACUUUUGGGUUCACUAGUGGAUUAACCAGAAGUGAUUGUAGUUGAGUCCAGUUUUGCUUUUUAAUAAUGUGUUGAAGUUUUAGUUUUUACUCUUUGUUGACUUUGCUGCUUAUUGGCACCAGGGACAGAGUUUCUAGAUACAAUUUUAUGGAUUGGUUUUAAUUUUUAUGAGUUUGUCUCUGCAGUGAUUCGGUUUCUCAGAGUCUCAUGGCAUCAUAGUUUUUCCAGAAUGACACAGUAGCCACCGGUGGAUGACAGCCCACGGGCGGCACAGUCACUUCUGCCUGUUGCUCUGACACCAACCCAGGCAGCUCUGCUGUGGCUUCUCCUGGGCUCUGGCAUUAGUUGGUCUGUGUCACAUUGUCAGAACAGGUGGCUGCUGUGUGGUGCCAUCGAGUCCCUGCUGGUUCCCCUUGUCCUGGGAGGGUCACCCAUUGCCCAAGGAAGUGCAUCCACCUGGCAGGUGACCUGGAGGAGUAGCUUCCCCGAGGACCCCCAGGCUUGGCCUGUGAUUGCGCAAACCCACAUUUCCUAAGCACACUGGACACCCUUCGAGUGUGGGUUUUAACAUCCCUGUGAGAUUGAAUACUUGUGCCACACAUGUCACAAAAGAGUAUGGAAAUAAAAGAAAAUUUAUCCGAA